CCUCAACCAAAGACUAUGUACAAGGGCAAGAGUGAAAGACAAACCAGACCACAAUGGCUAAAUUCAUUUGUGCAUUUCUUUUCAUGCUUGUUAUCACUUUUGUGAUCCAAGAGACCUAUGCUGGUGGAGAAGGAUCACUUCGUCCUCAAGAUUGUGCGCCAAAAUGUGAUUAUCGGUGCUCAAAAACUUCGCACAGGAAGGCAUGUUUAACCUAUUGCAACCUUUGUUGUGCAAAGUGUUUGUGUGUUCCAUCGGGAACAUACGGUAACAAGCAAGAAUGUCCAUGCUAUGAUAACUGGAGAAAUAAGAAUGGAGGACCCAAGUGCCCCUAAUUUUGUACUGUUAAGCUUAUACUAUUGAUGAUGCAUUUAUCUUUGUCAAUGCAUUCAUCUGCUAUUUGAUUAUUAAUAAAAUUUAUA
Molecule: messenger RNA, 419 nt
Organism: Medicago truncatula (barrel medic)
Lineage: Eukaryota; Viridiplantae; Streptophyta; Magnoliopsida; Fabales; Fabaceae
Product: protein GAST1
Exons: 3
Coding region: 54-332 (92 amino acids)
Source: RefSeq, a predicted model, not a curated record